Molecule: messenger RNA, 1739 nt
Organism: Centruroides sculpturatus (bark scorpion)
Lineage: Eukaryota; Metazoa; Arthropoda; Arachnida; Scorpiones; Buthidae
Product: protein CDV3 homolog
Exons: 5
Coding region: 119-880 (253 amino acids)
Cellular component (GO): cytoplasm
Source: RefSeq, a predicted model, not a curated record
CGGAGUGACGUAAAAGAAAUAUCCACAUGGUCAGUGCGAGGUGGAAAUAGAAUAAAAAACGAGUAUUCGUUUCUAUUUGAAACAUAUUUUAAGCAUUUGUUGAGGUAAAAUUAUACGUAUGAAAAUGGCAGAUGCAAGUUUAGAUGAAUUUUUUGCCAAGAAAGAUAAAAGUAAGAAGGGAAAAUCGGGAAAGUCGAAAUAUACGACGACCGAGACAAUCGCUAAGAAAUUAGAAGAAAGCGGAAAGAAAGUGGAAACGUUAACUACUCCGAAAAAAGAAAAAGAGAAAAAUAAUGUUGUUUCAGACACACAAGCAACAUUAUCCCUACCUUUAUUGGAACAGGAUAGUGAUGAUUGGAAAGAUAUAGAAGAAGAAAAAGAAAAGGAUUAUUCUGGUCUAAAAGUACAGUCAAUGUGUAUUAGUGAAAAGGAAAAGGAAGAAGAACAAUUGAAAGAACAACAGGCAGAAGAAAAUGGUGAAUCUUCAAAACUGAAUGAUGGUGUAGCAGGACCAUGGAAAAUGAGUGCAUCAUCAGGUGCAUCCUCAGGUGCCAGCCCUGCCUCAGAAACCAUAGUAGUAGAAGAAGAAGUUAAAGAAGGAAAGCAACCCAGUACAUAUGUACCACCUCAUUUACGUUACUCUAGUACAAGUGUUGGCCCAAAAAGAAAUCCUAAAACUGCUCCAGAAAUUUCAAGUGAAGUUCACUUUCCAUCAUUAUCAGCUUCUGUAGACAGUCCUAAAGGAGUUCAGACAAGCACACAAGACAAAAACUUCCAAUCUGUUAAACAUGGCAUCAAAUCCAAAGAUGUCUCAUCGCAAGGUCUUCAGUUAGAUCUGGAAAACAAAUUUGCUGCUCUACAUCAAGGAGAGUAUAAUUAAUAAUUAGAAGUAAUAGAUAAAAUGAAACUAUGAAAUAUUCUGUCCACUUUCCCAGAUUCCAAUAUAAACUGUGACCAUGUCUAUAAGUGGGAGUUAAAAAAAUUUUAUGAAAAUUCAUCUAAGCAAAGGAGUCUGUUGAAAAAGGACAAUUAUUGUUAUCAAUGUGAUUUUUGGAGGGAUAUUUUUAUUCUUUUUCUAAAAGUAGCAAUAUUAUAAAAUUAGAAGGAAACCAAUACUUUUUACUGAUAACACUAAAAUCUCCUUCCCUCUCGUUUCACUAAUGCCGUUCAAGUGAAUUUUCGACUCAUUUCAUUUUAAUUGUAGACGGUGUGAAUGGAUAUAUUAGAUUUUUUAAAUAAUCUGUGUUUGUUAUUUAUAAGUCAAAAAUGCAUCUGUUAAAACACAUAAAAAAAAAAAUAUGGUUGGGUUUAAUUGUAAUGUUGCAUAGGAAAAAAACAUAAAUAUUAUAUAUAUAUAAAACUACUAUGAUUUAGAUUUAUGUACAGAAAUACAAUCAGAGAACAAAAAAUUAUAAGCAUGUUAGUGUACUUGUAUAUUUGUUUUGGCACAAGAAUAUACACAAAAAAUUCAAUAAUGUAUAAAAUUCUGUAAUUUGAUCAUAUUUAAGAAAAUUUUCUUUAACAUAUUAAUUGAAAGAUGAAAUGUGUUGGGCUUUAUCACAGUAUAUAAAUAUGUAUAAUUAUAAUUAAAAUACAAAUUGGUUAAAUAUUUGUACAGAUACUGUCAAAAUUUCAAACUAGGACAGUGUAUAUAGAAACAGAUUUAAAAUCAAAAAAUAUUAAAUGAUUAUAAAUAUGUAUAAACAUUUAAAAAUUUGUACUUUUUGCAAAAAUAAUCU